Messenger RNA from Cucurbita moschata (crookneck pumpkin), 1549 nucleotides. RefSeq names its product transcription factor HHO6-like. Bases 143 to 1315 code for a protein of 390 amino acids. Gene Ontology annotation, biological process: regulation of DNA-templated transcription. Lineage: Eukaryota; Viridiplantae; Streptophyta; Magnoliopsida; Cucurbitales; Cucurbitaceae. The record is from RefSeq and is a predicted model, not a curated record. The transcript is spliced from 5 exons. Gene Ontology annotation, molecular function: DNA binding; DNA-binding transcription factor activity.
AUUCUCAUUUUCUUUGUUCUUCUUCUUCUAUUCACACUCUUCUCUUUCUUCCCCCUUUUUCCUGAAGAACCCCAUUAACUAAACCCUUCACUAAUUUCAUCCUCUCCAUCCAAGAUCUGGGUCUCAAUCGGAUAAUUAAGAAAUGCCUUCUGUUUCGCCUAAAUUCACCUGGGAUUUUCGUCCCAAAACCGUCUCUGAUUUCCUUCAUCAGAUUUCCCUGCUUGCCAAUGCUUCUGACCGUGUCUCCAGGCUCGGUGAUUUCAUCAACAGCUUGGAGGAGGAAAUGAAGAAGAUCGAUGCCUUUAAGCGCGAGCUCCCCUUCUGUAUGCUUCUAUUGAACGAUGCAAUCCUUGCUUUGAAAGGCUCUUCUCUGCAAUGUGUUUCUUCUUCUUGUUCUUCCCCAAAGGCCAAACCAGUUCUGGAGGAGUUCAUUUCAUUGAACAAGGAUUCCCCUAAUGACAAUGAGAAGAAACAGGAUUGUAGAGAUAAGAAGGAAUGGAUGAGCUCUGUUCAGCUAUGGAACUCUGAUGACCUCCAAAACACUCAAACCAAAACCAAGAGAAACGAGGGGUGUGGGUAUUUAGCUACUGCUGCAGAGGAUAGGUUUCCACCAUGUAGAAACAAGAACGAGGAGAGAUUAUUUGUUGGGUUCAAGUCAUCUUCUUCUGCUUUUCCAGCCAUGGCUGCUGUGAACAAGCAAGAGAAGAUGGAGUCUCCCAUGUGUGCACUUUCUUUGGUCACUCCCAGUUUGAAGAAUCCUAAACAAGAAUUGGGUUCCUGUGUUUUGGGGUCGAGUGGCAACCGAGCGACUUUGCCGUCUGCUCCCGAUGCUCUGUCGAAUCUACGCACGGUGUUGUCACCACAGCAUCAGCAGCCUGCCCGGAAGCAGAGGAGGUGCUGGUCUCCGGAGUUGCAUCGACGAUUCGUGAAUGCCUUGCAGCAACUUGGAGGUUCACAAGUUGCAACGCCGAAGCAAAUAAGAGAGAUGAUGCAGGUAGAUGGCCUGACCAAUGAUGAAGUAAAAAGUCAUUUACAAAAAUACCGUCUUCAUACACGACGACUUCCCUCGACUCCAGCUACCAGAGCAGCAGACCGAUCUCCAGUCGUUCUAGGAGAUUUAUGGACAUCCCAAGAUGGGUGUGGUGAGUCCUCAAAAGUGAGCAGCUCCCAGUCAGCCUCACCACAAGGUCCAUUCCAGUUGGCUGGAAACGGAGGGUAUUCAACGACGGGAGGCGACAGUAUGGAGGACGAGGAAGAUACAAAAUCCGAAAGCUACGAGUACUUGAAAACCGAGGCUCACACGAGCAAAAGAUGAUGUAUAAAAUACAACAACACAUUGAAGUUUAUCAAUCACAGAAGGAUUGUUGUACACAAAGUACAUAAAAGAGGAGAAAAGAAGAUGGAGAGGCUGUGAAUUAUUUUUGCAGAAUUAGUUUUAUUUUUUUUAGAUCUUGUUUGUAUUGAUAAAGAAGAUUGUUAUUUAGGCUGCAUUUUUGGGUCAUUUUCAGCUCAACGAACUGAUCUACCGAUACACGAAAGAUUCAAAAUC